CACGCACCUACGCACGCACAACGACGAGGGCAAAAUCGGUAGCAAGGCGGCCGUUGGAGUCUCAUCUCUGCUUCCAUCGACUGGCCCAAGGGUCCAUCCACACCACCUACUACGCUACCAAGCAAGCCCGCUCUCGACAACGCUUCUUCCUCUUCUCCACUCUCACAUCGCUCCAUCAGCGGAUCCUUCAUACCUCUUUACUCUCGCCAACAAUGGCACCGGCCACAACGAAGCGCAAGGCCUCUUCGCCCGAGUCGUCCGGCGACGAAGACGAAGACCAAAUCUCACCAGUGGCCGCCGAGUCUUCCUCUGCCGCGGCUUCUCGCCCACUCACCAAGACGAGAGCGGGCUCCGAGCUCGUACCCAGCAGCAAGCCGGGCGAGCCGCCAGUCACCAAGCGUACGCUCCAGAACAGAAAGGCUCAAAGGGAGUUCAGGAAGCGCCGCGAGGCAAGAGUGAAAGAGCUCGAGGAACGAUGUCGUCGGUUCGACCAGAUGGGCCUCGAAGCCAAUGCAGAGCUCCAGGCCAUGGCCCGCCAGCUCAAGGAUGAGAACGAAGCCCUCCGCUCCCUCCUUGUCCGAUUGGGCUACGGCGCGCUCAUCGACCAGGCUCUCAACGGCGACUUUGCUGCCGCAGCCGCAGCGGCUGAUGCGAGUGGAGCAGCAAACGCAGGAGGAGGAGGACUCUCUUCUCACCAUCACAGCAGGAGCUCCAGCGCAAGAGGGAGCAACAGUAGCGGUGCUGGCAAUGACGACACCAAACCGACUACGGCUUCGUUGCAGAGCUUCCCGCCUGCUCCGCCUGGAUCGGUCAAUCCAAACUUACUCGACCCCACGUCAGGGCUAGGCGGUGGCUAUCCUCACCACCACCAGCAGCAGCAUCAGCAGCAGCAACAUCAGCAAGGCAACGCAGCCAUGAACGUACGCUGGUCGCCACAACAGCCUCAGCAGCAGCAUAGUCAGUCGCAGGACUGGUCUUCGAUGCAACCCCAAUCAACACAGCAGCGUCGUGGCAGUGACGGGCGAGACCAGAAUCCUCUCCUUUCUCUGGACCUCAGUGGUGGCGCAGUCGACAACAACGGGCAAGACGGUCAGCGACACCCCGGUGGCGGUCGAGGUCCGAGCCGUACGCCCGGUGGUAGCGUUGCGCGUGGCGGCAGGAAUGAGGACUACGCCAUGACGCCCGGCACAUUCAGCUCGCUCAUGGGCAUGCUUGUCGGUGGCAACAACCAGCAGGGACAGCAGCAGCACGCCAACAGCCCGCACGGAGGAGGGUCCGCCUUCAUCCGCACGCCAACCGGCAUGCAGCAACACCCUCACCAGCAGCACCUUGGUCAGCAAGGGCAGCAGCCUGUCCACCCUACGCAUCACAACCAUGUCCCUUUCGCUCAUCGCCCGCACCACAACGAUGCGCUCCUCAACCCGAAUCCGAUUCCCUUUGCUCUCAAUCUCAGCAACGAGCCCGUUCCGGACCAAUCCUGGUGGGACCGCAACGGUGGCGGGACGUUCGGCGGGGACUCGUUCCUCGACGAAAAGGCACAGGCUGUCGCGCAGGCUCAGGCCUCCUCUUCUCAGGGGGCAAUGAGUCCGUUCGACCUGUCCAGCUUCCUCAACGCAGGGGCAUACGGAGGCGGCAAUGGCGCUGGGAUGAACAUGGGCUCUCUGGGCAUGGGGACGGGCAUGCCUACAGGGUACACGCCUGCUCUAGCGGGAAACAAUGAUGACCCAUUGAGCCAGGCAGGCGCCGACCUCAAGAUGCGGGACGAAAGCGCUGCAGCCAGCAGCAGUGGUAAGAGUGGGAAAGGCAACGGAAAAGCUUCUACUGGGGGGUCCGACAAUCCCGCGAACAACGCCGAUGGGGCUCAGCAGCAGCCACCCCUUAACCCAGCAGAGCAUGUUCAGACCUUCCUUCGCCUCCUGGAGCGACAAGCAAUUCGCGCAACCACUGCUCGAGCGAAUGCUGGACGCGGCUCUAUGAGCGGCAAAGCUGCCAAUAAGUCCACCCCUUGGAUGGACAUGGGCAGCGAUGCUGCUUCCUCUGCCUCCAGCUCCGGCAAUGACUCGCCCGAGGACGGCGGUACCACCCCUACGGGCAGUGACCGUCGCUCUUCCACCAAUUCAUCGCGUGAGAUGAUUACCCCCAACGCGGCCUACUCCCGUCUCGCCUCGCACCCUGCUUUCCUCUACACCUCAGUUGCGGAGCUCGAGGCUCUCGUGGGCACGAUCAAUGAUGCGAGCAUUGCAACUGUGCAGGCGCAGGGGAGCGGGAGUGGUGCGCCGCUCGAGCUGAAUGCGAAUGCGUUGCAGAGGAUGAGAGCCAUGUUGGACGAGAAGAUGAAGAGGGGAGGGCGUGGAGCAAUGUGGCCUUUUGAGCCCUUGAAAGAUGGAGGUGUGCCCAAGGCAGGAGAGGAGGGAGGGGAGCAGCAGCAGCACAGUGGAAUGGCCGCGGCCAUCUAGGCUCGAACGCAGCGAUAUCACAACUCUCGACUCGAUCCUUGUCUAACGUCAUCCAGUAUCUCGGCUUCAACAUGUAUCAAUAGGGAUCCUCAGGCGCCCAUUGGCGCAUUCAGUGUUCCAAAUGGCCAAGCACACAAUCUCGGGGCAGGGCCAUCGUCGUUUUUUUGUUUUCUCAGUACAUAGUCUCACCUCGCUCCGUCUAUUUCAGUAGGUACGUGGCUAUUCUUUUCGUCUUUGCUCAACUCAAAAACAAUAUAAGCAUAUACGCAUACAUC
This is a messenger RNA of Jaminaea rosea, 2731 nucleotides long. RefSeq lists its product as hypothetical. The record is from RefSeq and is a predicted model, not a curated record. The transcript is spliced from 2 exons. Gene Ontology annotation, molecular function: DNA-binding transcription factor activity. Lineage: Eukaryota; Fungi; Basidiomycota; Exobasidiomycetes; Microstromatales. Gene Ontology annotation, biological process: regulation of DNA-templated transcription. The coding region runs from base 213 to 2456 and encodes 747 amino acids.